ACUUGCACCAGUUCCACUCAACCUUCCGGCUCGGGCGAGAGAGACGCGUAGGCUGUGUUUUGGACCAAAAUAAGGAAGGAACGUUUGGUCUGUUUGAAUAUUUUUCGCUAACAAGAUACCAAAUGAACACAUGCACCCUGCUUUGGAUUUAAUGCUUUUAUUUCACUUGCAUAAGAUCUAUUUACAAGCGAUCAAAAAGUAAAAUCCAUAUCUCUUUGCUGACUCACGAUCAAAAAGCUUCGUAAUGGCGCCUGGAAAAGAUACCUGGUCUUAGUUGGACAAUGUUUCCCCAUGUAAACCAGUUGUUGGCUUCACAAGCUUGCGGUUUUAGUGUUUGCCAGUCUUGUCCUCUUUCUACUUCAUCAGCCUUAAGGACAAGGCAAAAGAAAAAGAAUUUCUAUGAGAUCCUCGAUGUACCAAAGGAUGCGUCACAAACUGAAAUCAAAAGUGCAUUUAUCAAAAAGACCAAAGAGUUCCAUCCUGAUGUGAAUCCGGAUGACCCUGACUCACACAAGGCAUUCAUCAAAGUUAGUGAGGCAUACACCACCCUCAGCAGCUCUGCUCGCAGGCAGCAGUAUGAUGCGAGACUUAACUCUUCAUUUGCGUCAACAUACAGACCUGCAACAGCUUCUACAUAUUCCUCGUCUAGUCCAUUUGGCCACAGAGAUGGUGAACAUCAAUAUUACCGGAAUAGGUACAGAACUAGCGGUAUCCCACAUCAUGCAUCCAGGCCAGUCAAAAGUCCUUACAACAAGACUGUGAUACUGGGAACCCUUCUCUUCAUGGCUGUGGGGGCAGCUGUACAUUAUGGUGUGCUUCAUUUUAAUCACAAGAAGUACAAGGAACAAGUUGAAAAAGCCUCGAGGCAGGCAAACCAGGCAUACUCAGAUGCCAAGGAGAGAGCUAAGACAAACACUUUGCAAAAACAACUGGAGCUUCUCACAGCUCACCAUGACUUCCAUGUCAAAGCAGGAAGAACUGCUAAACGAGUAGAUUCGACUAAUAUAAACGAUUAGGUAUAAAUUUAGAUAACGUAUAAAUGCUGGUUUUAUCACCCAGACAAUAUGAGCACCUGUGGCGCUCCAAAUACCCCCCCUCCCCCCCAACUCACUUGCAACUCGAAAUAAGUUUGAUUAGCACCCAGGUCACUAAAAUAGGAAUUUACGGUUAGUGAGGUACAUUGGUAUUUUGUGCAUCGUUACUUCCUCCCUUUUUUUCCCCACAAAUUUUGUUUGAUAUUUGCAACAGCUGUUUAUAUAAUGCUCAAAUAAGCUCAAAUGGCCCUUUCCCGCAUCAAUUUAAGAAACUAUAAUAGCGAUGAUACAGGAACAACGAGAUGCAAUGUGCUGCAGUAUGAAUUAUAUUUUAAGUUAUUUACAACAAUGUAGAAUUUUAAAUAUCGUGGAAUAUCAGUAAAGAAAGACAAUAAAUCGAAUAAUCAAUAAUUUGUUACUAAAUCUUAUACUGCAAAAAAAAAAAAUUAGCUAAAUUUUCUGAGGCUAAACUUCAGAAAAACCCGCCAUAUUUGUUUCCAUUGUGUAAAUGCCUCGUUCUUUAGAAACAAUUAAGGCUGGGUAUUCUGAAGUUACUCCUUUACUGGUUUGCCUAGAUUGGAAAGACGAGUUUCUUGUGGAAAGAGGGUUGACACUUAAACAUAGCGCAAAACGAGUUUAGCCGACGAAUGAACUACCUUGGGUAUCAGAUGCUCAAAGCAUGACUCUUUUAAGUAGCUAAGGGUUAGGAAGAACGUCGGUUAUAACGUCCAUCCUGAGACUUCCACCAGAUUUUAAGAACAUGCUAAGAACGUCUGAUGCGCUCUAAAAAAAAAUCAAUUUGUGCUCAUGAUAACAACCUUAAAUAUUAUUGCUAUUGAUCAUUUGUGCAAUAUUCUUUCUAAUAAUUCAUUGGGUAUUAUAUUUUUAUAUACACUAAAAUUUAAGAAAUUCCUUCAGACAACAUUUUCAGCCUUAAAAUUAUUCAAAAUAAGAACGUCCCAGCUUCGACUGAAAAUCUUACAGCUAACAAGUCUUCUCAAGGUUACCCUGGCUCAGAGCCUAUAAUGUAGCUAGUUUGAGUUUACUUGGGGCACGUAGCCUCCGUGUGUUUUUGCUAUUGGUAGAAAUAAAAAUCAUCUAUUUGUU
This is a messenger RNA of Nematostella vectensis (starlet sea anemone), 2141 nucleotides long. Its product is annotated as dnaJ homolog subfamily C member 4. The transcript is spliced from 8 exons. The record is from RefSeq and is a predicted model, not a curated record. Bases 282 to 1016 code for a protein of 244 amino acids. Lineage: Eukaryota; Metazoa; Cnidaria; Anthozoa; Actiniaria; Edwardsiidae.